Ostrinia furnacalis (Asian corn borer) is the source of this 4056-nucleotide messenger RNA. RefSeq names its product neurexin-4 (gene Nrx-IV). The transcript has 25 exons. Lineage: Eukaryota; Metazoa; Arthropoda; Insecta; Lepidoptera; Crambidae. The coding region runs from base 141 to 3968 and encodes 1275 amino acids. The record is from RefSeq and is a predicted model, not a curated record.
AAAAACAGACUUUAAUAGGGUGUUGUCCGGCUUGAUGAGUUUUGUGACAACGCUAACGUAAUGAUCAAACAAUUUUAUUAAUUUUCUGACUGAUUCGGUUGUUUCUGUUUCUUGCUUUUGGUUGAAACAAUAAUGAAAUUAUGAUGAGUAAUUUUGUGUGUUAUUUAGUUGUGUUGCUUUGCUAUGGCACUUCAAAUCUAUAUGCAGACUCCGUAAGAUACUAUUUCGACUAUGAAUGCAACGAGCCACUGGUAGCAAAUGCUAAGUUGACCGCCACAUCCAGUCUCAGGGACAGAGGGCCAGAAAAUGCUAAACUGUAUGGUUUGAACGCGUGGACGGCGUCGGAGAACGACUUCGACCAGCAGUUCGUCAUCGACUUCGGGUCGGUGAAGAACAUCACUCGCAUCGCCACGCAGGGCCGUGCGCACUCGCGCGAGUAUGUGCAGGAAUACCGCAUCAGCUACGGGUCGAACGGACUCGAUUAUGUGCAGUACAAGGCGGCGGAAGGCGAAGUCAAGAUGUUCGAAGGCAAUCAGGACGGCAACACAGAACACAAGAACGAGUUCGAAGUGCCGAUCAUAGCGCAGUACUUACGCGUCAACCCCAUGCGAUGGCGCGACAAGAUUUCGAUGAGGGUGGAGGUCUAUGGAUGCGAUUAUGUCGCCGAUACCCUCUACUUCAACGGCACAUCGCUCAUCAAAGUCGACCUCCUCCGGGACCCUAUCUCAGCGUCACGAGAGGUGGUGCGGUUCCGAUUCAAGACCAGUACCGCGUCAGGGGCCUUGCUUUACUCUAGAGGCACGCAGGGCGACUAUAUUGCGUUGCAACUGAGAGAUAAUAGGCUGGUGCUGAAUAUAGACUUAGGUUCCGGCACCCCCACUUCAAUGGCGGUGGGCAGCCUCCUCGACGACAACAUCUGGCACGACGUGGUGAUCUCCCGCAACAGGAGGGAAGUCCUGUUCUCUGUCGACCGAGUGGUCGUGCAGGACCGCAUUAAGGGCGAGUUCUCGAGGCUUAAUUUGAAUCGCGCGUUCUACAUCGGCGGCGUGCCCAACUUCCAAGACGGCUUAGUGGUGACCCAGAACUUCACGGGCUGCAUCGAGAACUUGUACCUCAACGCCACCAACGUCAUCCAGCAGGUCAAGGGCGGGCUCGAGGCCGGCGAGCCCUUCAAGUACCAGAAGGUCAACACGCUCUACGCCUGCCCGGAGCCAAUAAUAGUACCCGUAACGUUCCUGAAGGAAGGCUCGUACGCGAAACUACGUGGGUAUUCCGGCGCCAACACGCUCAAUAUCUCGCUGGAGUUCCGCACCUACGAAAACCACGGCCUGCUCAUCUACCACAAGUUCAAGACCGAGGGCCACGUCAAGGUGUUCCUGGAAGAAGGCAAGAUCAAAGUGGAACUUGACACGCCAGGCGCGCCACGCGUGAAGCUUGACAACUACGCCGAUACCUUCAACGACGGCCGCUGGCGCGCGCUGUCGCUCACUAUGGGCCCUGACAGUCUUGUGCUAGCUGUGGACAAGCGGCCCGUGCGCACCACCAAGCGUCUGCGCUUCCUGACUGGCGGCACCUACUACAUCGCAGGCGGCAAGGCUCCGCCGCGCGGCUUCGUGGGCUGCAUGCGGCGCAUCGCGGUGGACGGCAACUACCGCCAGCCCACCGACUGGAAGAAGGACGAGUACUGCUGCCCCAACGAGGUCGUCUUCGACGCCUGCCAGAUGAUCGACAGGUGCAACCCGAACCCGUGCGAGCACAAUGGCGAGUGCACGCAGACGGCCGAGGAGUUCACGUGCGACUGCCACGGCACCGGCUACGCGGGCGCCGUCUGCCACACGUCGGUGCACCCCCUGUCGUGCCAGGCCUACAAGAACGUGAUGUCGGUGUCGCGCUCCGUGGACCUGCACAUCGACGUGGACGGCUCCGGCCCGCUGCCCGCCUUCCCCGUCACCUGCGAGUUCCUAUCGGACGGGCGCGUGCUGACGUCGGUCCGUCACGAGUCGCUGUCCAGCAGCGUGGUGGACGGGCACCAGGAGCCCGGCAGCUUCCGUCAGGACAUCACGUACGACGCCGACCGCGCACAGCUCGAGGCGCUACUCAACCGGAGUCGCUCCUGCUCGCAGCGCCUUGAAUACCGCUGCCGACACUCGCGCCUGCUCAAUUCGCCCAGCGACGAGAGCUCGUUCCACCCUUACGCGUGGUGGGUGUCGCGCACAGGGCAGCGCAUGGACUACUGGGCGGGCGCGCCGGCCGGCUCGCGCAUGUGUCGCUGCGGCGUGCUCGGCGCCUGCGUCGACAGCACCAAGUGGUGCAACUGCGACGCCGAGCACGCGCCGCUCAGCCCCGCAGAAUUCCAAUCCGACGGAGGGGACAUCACAGACAAAGAGUUCCUGCCAGUGAAGCAGCUUCGCUUCGGAGACACGGGCAGCCAUCUCGACGAGAAAGAGGGACGGUACACUCUCGGCCCGCUUUUGUGCGAAGGAGACGAUUUAUUCAGCAAUACAGUGACGUUCCGCGUAUCGGAUGCCAUCAUCUCCCUGCCGACUUUCGACCUGGGCCACAGUGGCGACAUCUACUUCGAGUUUAGGACCACUAAGGAGAAUGCUGUGCUGCUUCAUUCAAAGGGCCCGCAAGACUACAUAAAGCUGUCGAUCAUCGGCGGAGACCAGCUGCAGUUCCAGUUCCAAGUAGGAGACACACCGCUAGGCGUUUCCGUCGAGACCUCCAGCCGCCUCGCCGACAACAACUGGCACUCCGUCUCUAUCGAGCGAAACAGGAAAGAGGCACGAGUCGUAGUGGACGGCGCCCUAAAGAACGAGAUAAGAGCACCAGCCGACCCGGCGCGCGCUCUGCGACUGACAACGGCUUUAGUUCUGGGCGCGGCGCUGGACCGCAGCGGCGGCUUCGUGGGCUGUAUGCGGGCUCUGUUACUCAACGGACGACCCGUCGACCUGGCGGCCCACGCUCGCAGGGGUCUGUACGGCAUCUCGCUGGGCUGCGUGGGCAAGUGCGGCUCGUCGCCGUGCCUCAACAACGGCACGUGCCUGGAGGGCUACGACUCCUACUCCUGCGACUGCCGCUGGACCGCCUUCAAGGGGCCCAUCUGCGCCGACGAAAUCGGCGUGAACCUCCGGCCCAACUCCAUGGUGAAGUACGACUUCCUGGGCUCGUGGCGCUCUACCAUCGCCGAGAAGAUCCGCGUGGGCUUCACCACCACCAACCCCAAGGGAUUCCUGCUCGGCUUCUACUCGAAUAUAUCUGCCGAGUAUCUCACGCUCAUGGUGUCUAAUUCAGGUCAUUUGCGAGUGGUGUUCGACUUCGGCUUCGAGCGGCAGGAGAUCAUCUUCCAAGGCAAGCACUUCGGGCUCGGCCAGUACCACGACGUGCGGCUCUCGAGGAAGGACAGUGGCGCCACUAUGGUGUUACAGGUGGACAACUACGAGACGCAAGAAUACCGCUUCAACAUCAAGGAGUCUGCGGACGCGCAGUUCAACAACAUCCAGUACAUGUACGUCGGCCGCAACGAGUCCAUGGCCGAGGGCUUCGUGGGCUGCGUGUCCCGCGUCGAGUUCGACGACAUCUACCCGCUCAAGCUGCUGUUCCAGCAGGACCCGCCGCCCAACGUGCGAAGCCUCGGAGGCGGCGUAUUGCACGAAGACUUCUGCGGCGUGGAGCCGGUGACGCACCCGCCUGAGGCGGUGGAGACGCGCCCGCCGCCGCGGACCGACCUGCAGGCCGAGCGCGACUACCACAAGACCGACGAGGCCAUCCUCGGCACGGUGCUAGCAUUCAUCUUCCUGCUGCUGGUUAUUGUAGCCGUGGUGCUGGUGCGCGCAUUGUCACGACACAAGGGAGAAUAUCUCACGCAGGAGGAGCGCGGCGCAGACGGCGCGGCCGACCCCGACGCCGCGGCGCUGGCGGCCGCCACGGGACCGCGCGUCACCAAGCGACGCGAGUUCUUCAUCUAGCGGCCACACACCUACCUGCACCCUCCUAGGGUCGCACCACUAGUGAGCCAACACUCACUACUACACUGGUAGCUUAAAUACGACCCAU